AUGUUCAUUAUAAACAUCAACUACUCCAAACUCUGCUAUACUAUCCGCAAAGCACAAAAAACCGUGGAGAGGACUAGAACGUUCCAGAAAACGGCUGACGCCUCGCGACCUCCGACUCUGCAACACGCGCCUUCCGACGGCAGACAACCGCGACGUUCCAGAGCGUUCCAUCGAAAACAUCCACCGAUAAGGCCGGUGCGGGCGUCCCGGCGGGCAGAAAUAGAAAAUGCAGCGCAACGGCCAAUUUAUGGCAAUUUUCAAACGUCGAACGCCGCGCCGCCGAUAAGGCUAUCGCGCGCA
Messenger RNA from Iphiclides podalirius (scarce swallowtail), 300 nucleotides. The record is from the annotation of a GenBank genome assembly. Lineage: Eukaryota; Metazoa; Arthropoda; Insecta; Lepidoptera; Papilionidae.